Messenger RNA from Caenorhabditis auriculariae, 1986 nucleotides. NCBI's taxonomy places the organism in Eukaryota, Metazoa, Nematoda, Chromadorea, Rhabditida, Rhabditidae. The record is from the annotation of a GenBank genome assembly.
AUGCUCCCCGACAACUCACUUGCUGUUGUCGUGUUGUCUGUCGAGCUUGAACUGGUUGGAAUGAAUCUCACUCCGCAGAGCUCGUGAGAUCGGCUGACGCGAUCUGAUAAGAUCACGUCUACGCCGGAUUUAAAGUUCAGUCCAUAAAAGCAAGCUGGGUUAAGCUAUGUCAGAGGUGGAAGAAGGCCCUCCCGGGCGCAACAUGCCCGCCUCAGCCAUCAGGCCUCUGAGAAGAAAUGAGCUUCGCGGUUUUGGCCCCGGGCGCCCUGGGCAGCGACUUAUCAAGAAAUGGCCAUGGCGGUCUACGUCGGUUAAGAAAUGUAAACGUUUGAAAACGCUUAGGGGCGCCAUUUAUCUACCUCUGAGCUAUGUGAUCAUUUCUACCUAUUUCGAAUUUAAUUCAUUUCGACUUAUCUACUCAGCGGGGCGUGGCGCCCCGGGGCGAUUGUUCAAAACAGUUUUGGUCUGCCCAAACGUCAUUUCAAUUGAAUUUUACGUCAAACAACAUUUUUAAUCGAAUCCAGUUUUUUUUUCCGUUAAAUAUUCAUUAUUCAUAGAAGAUUUAUAGCGGAUACUUUCUGGUGGUUCUCUCAAAGGAGCUUCAGAUAGACGUGAGGAUGUUGCGGAGUCUCGUGAACUCCUUCGAGUGCGACUCCUUCGAAACCCUCGUCGACUACGACAUGCCGCGUGACGUCACCUUCAAGAAGCUCGCCAAGGUCUCCGACAGAACCGUCGUUUUCUGCCAGCAGCUCUUCGACCAGGACGAAGUUGUUAAGGUGAAAUUAGGCCUUUCAUCUGAAAAAUUUUAAAAAAGCAUUUAGGGCUCUGCGAUUUUUGCUCUUGGUGGCGGUUUCAAUGCGUUCUAUCGGAGGAAAUGUUCCGUCGAUAUUGGACUGAGAAAGGAGGCCGCCGGGUACACGGUCGAGUUGCACGCGUUCGUCGGAUCCGAAGAGCCUAAUUUGGAUGAGAUCAAGAAGAUUUUAGAGGAGACCUUCGUGAGUACCAUUCUCAUUCCUUCUUCGCCUCAAAAAUAACGUUCCGCAAGACGAAGCCGGGCAAAAAUAUUGAGGAAAAGUAUAUUCCGUUUUUUUUUCUAAAAAAUUAAGAACAGUUGAUCGGAGGCAUCUUUUUUUCACCUAGUUGACUGUUUUUGUCAUUUUUUAUUUCGAAGUCGGCAUUCCAAAUAAAUUUUCAAUGUUUUUGUAAAAAUACAAGUCAAUAUAUUUCAUAGCUUUCCUUCCGGAAAAAAUCGUCUUCACAAUGUUUUUGAGGACCCAUUGCCGCCUGGAAAAGUCCGAUGUACUUCUGGGCCUUUCGAUCCAAAAAUGGUGAAGUUUUUGGUUGAGCAAGGCUUGGACCUCUUUGAUUCUUCUUAUGCCGUCUCACUCGCCGAAAAAGUUUAGUUUAUGUUGGAUUUUCUUCAAAAUUCGAAACUUUUUGUAGAAUUCGGCGUUUCGUUUGGCUGACGACUACCCCGCAUCUUCAUCGUUUGUUCUGACGAAUUUUGAGGACGAAAAGUUGGUUUUUUUUUGUGUAAAGAUUUCUCACUAGUACGAAAUGAUAUAUUUUUAGUUCUCGGAAUGAGAGGUUUGAAGAACAAACCUGAAAAAACCGUUGAAAAAUUACCUGGAUAAGUUUUUUCACCGCUCCAAAGAUAGCAAGUGAAAAAAAACCUGUUUAGUGGAAAAAGAAUAAGAAAAAGAUUAAAGAUAGCUUCUGCAGAUACGCCGACGAUUUCACGAAACCUUUCGAAGACUGCAGUUGCUACACUUGUCAGAAUUACACGAAAGGAUAUUUGCAGCAUUUGGUCAACACCAAGGAACUUUUAGCUUCGAUUCUUCUUGUGAUGUACGUUUUCAUCGAAAAUCAUGCAUAUGAUCCGAAUUUCAUCUUUUUUGAGAUGACUUUUUCAGCCACAACAUGACGGAGUACGAUCGGAUGUUCCAAUUGAUCCGAGCUGCCUUGUCGAUUUCAGACGAUCAAUGA